GGAUAAAGCACGCUGUCCUUGGAAAAUUCAAUUGCUAAUGAAUGACGUUAAGAAGUUGUUGACUCACUUCGAGGUUGUUGCUUCUUGCCAUGUGUAUCGAGAAGCUAAUCGUGCAGCAGAUUAUGUUGCAACUAUAGGUCAUCAAAUUUCAGGCUAUGUAAACAUUGACCCUAAUGUAGAUGCUAAUUUUUCUUAUUUUAUUUCUUUAGAUAAGUUAGGGUAUAGUCUUGAGAGAAGAGUUACUUAACUUUUGUAUUUUUCUUAUCAAAAAAAAAAUAAAAAAAUAAAUUGUAAAUGAUUAUAUCAAUUACAGCGUGUUUUGAACCGGCCUGGCCGAGCGCCAUUUCUAUCUGCCAUUUGCCUUUAUUUCAUUAGUUUGCAAAAUUCGUUUCAGUUCCUCUGUUUCCCUCCAAAACCAUCAACCACAAAACCUCACCGCAAUCACCAUCUUCUAUGUUCAAUCAUGCUCGUUUCCUCACAGUAAUCCCCCCCUUCUUCAACCUCAAACCACUCUCUUUCUCUCUCUUCUCAACAUCCGCCAUUAAAGCUCUUCAACCAUCACAACCCCAUUUUCUCUCUCCAAACUCCAUUGAUUUCCUCCCUCUUCUCUCUUCUCUGCAAUCCCUUCAACAAACCAAGCAAUCCCACGCCCUCGCUCUCGUCUUCGGCUUUCUCCCUUCAAGCGUCUCUCUCUGUGCUUCUCUCAUCCUAGACUAUGCCAAAUUUGGUAACCCAGUUUCCUGCAAAUUUCUCUUCGAAAAUUCUGUGUUUUACUGUAAAACACCCUUCUUGUGGAAUACCCUUUUGCGAGGGUAUUCCAUUGCUAGGGUUUAUGAUGUUUUUCAUGUUUAUAAUCAAAUGAUUAGGAUUGAUAUUAGGCCCGAUGAUCAUACAUUCCCUUCUGUAAUCAAGGCUUGUGCUGAUCAUUGUGAGAGUCAGAAGGGUAGAGAGAUUCAUGGGUUUUCCAUUAAGGUUGGGUUUGAUAAGCUUGUGUAUGUGGGUAAUACCCUUUUGAUUUUUUAUAGUAGUUGUUGUGAUUUGAGGGAUGCACAGAAUGUGUUUGAUGAAAUGCCUGAGAGAGAUGUUGUUUCAUGGAAUAGUAUGAUUGGCGUGUUUUCUGAUAAUGGGUGGUCUAAGGAAGCUGUUGAGGUGUUUUUGGAGAUGAAGAUAUGGUCUGGGUUUUUGCCGAAUGCGGUUAGUGUUGUGAGUGUUUUGCCGGCGUGUGCUGAGCUCAAGGACGAGGUGGUUCCGAGGGUGAUACAUGGUUAUGUGGUUAAGGUUGGGUUGAUUAGUCAAGUGAGAGUUGGCAAUGCGUUGGUUGAUGGUUAUGGGAAGUUUGGAAAAUCGGAUAGUUCUCGACAAGUUUUUGAUGAAAUUGUUGAGAAGAAUGGUGUGUCUUGGAAUGCCAUAAUUACAAGUUUUGCUCAUGCUAGGUGCUAUAGUGAUGCUUUGUAUAUGUUUAGGCUGAUGAUUAACUCAAAAGAGAAGCCAAGUGGUGUUACGUUGUCGAGUUUGUUGCCAGUUCUUGUAGAAUUGGAGUAUUUUGAUGCAGGAAAAGAAGUUCAUGGACUUACUGUUAGGAUGGGUCUUGAUUCUGAUCUUUUUAUCUCAAAUUCAUUGAUUGACAUGUAUGCUAAGUCAGGGGAUUCCAAUAAGGCUUCAAGUGUAUUUGAAAGGAUGAAAGUGAGAAAUGUUGUCACAUGGAAUGCCAUGGUUGCUAAUUUUGCUCAAAAUAACCACGAGUUAGCUGCAUUAGAACUUGUGAGACGAAUGCAGGCUUUUGGUGAAACUCCGAAUUCUGUAACCUUCACAAACAUUUUACCAGCUUGUGCUCGAAUAGGUGCACUCCCAUCAGGCAAAGAAAUACAUGCCAGAUGCAUUCGGAAGGGAGUUGCCCCCGAUAUUUUUCUUUCAAAUGGGUUGAUAGACAUGUAUGCCAAGUGCGGUUUUGUUGAGCUUGCGCAGAAUGUAUUUGAUAUCUCCACUAGGGAUCAAAUAUCAUAUAACACACUGAUAGUAGGCUAUUCACAAACUACUGAAUGCUUGAAGUCUUUGAGUUUGUUUGAAGAGAUGGGAUCCAUGGGUAUGAAGCGGGAUACAAUUUCCUUUGUAGGUGCUAUUGCAGCUUGUGCAAAUUCUGCAGCACUGAAGUCGGGGAAGGAGAUUCACGCUUUUAUCAUAAGACGGUUAUUUCACACACACCAUUUUAUCACCAAUUCACUUUUGGAUCUUUAUAUGAAGUGUGGAAAGAUUGGGAUCGCUCAGAAUAUCUUCGAGCAGGCUCACAAAAAAGACGCUGCCUCUUGGAACACAAUGAUUUUAGGGUACGGAAUGCUUGGAAAGUUUGAGACAGCAGUCUCUCUUUUUGAAGCUAUGAGGGAAGAUACUGUGAAGCAUGAUUCUAUUUCAUUUAUAGCUGUUCUAUCAGCUUGCAGUCAUGGAGGACUCGUUGAUGAGGGGAAGAAAUACUUUGAAGAGAUGAAGGCUGAAGGCAUUACACCAAAGAAUAUGCACUACACUUGCAUGAUUGACCUUCUGGGCCGAGCAGGACUAAUGGAAGAGGCCGUGGAGGUUAUCAGAGAACUUCCAUUUGAACCAGAUGCCAAUAUUUGGGGAGCUUUACUAGGUGCUAGCCGAAUCCAUGGGGAUAUAGAAUUAGCAAAAUGGGCAACUGAGCAUCUCUUUGUGCUAAAACCUGAUCAUUCUGGGUACUAUGUGCUUCUCUCAAAUAUGCUUGCAGAAGCAGGAAGGUGGGAUGAGGCAACAAGGGUGAGGGAACUCAUGAAAUCAAGGGGGGUCAAGAAAGAUCCUGCAUAUAGCUGGGUUCAUAAUCGUGAUCAAGUUCGUGCUUUUCUAGUAGGGGAAUCGUGAUCAAAAUUUUCAUAUAGUCACAUACUCACAUGAGAAAAUAUUCUAGAAUGUUCAGAAAAAGUUGACACUUUCCGUAAAAUAGUACUUCGUAAUAGUUUAUUUUUGAGUUUUUUUAACAAUGCCCUUAAAUAGAUUAUAGUGAUGGGAAGGGUAUAGGACCAUUACAAAGGAUAUGAUUUUGUCAAAUCAAUCAGGUUGUUAAUGAAAGGUUGGAACUUAGAACGAUGUGACUACUAAUUUUAGACAGAGAAAAAAGUUCUAAUGCAUGUAUACAAGACUUGACAAAAUACGAAAGAUAGACUAGGAUCAGUUUCAUUUGAUCACCUUAUUUGCCAUCUGCGGGUGAAUGUAUCAUGCAGAUACUUCUUUAUUAUACACCAAGUAGAAUUUCGAACAAGAUUAAAUUGAUGA
This is a messenger RNA of Chenopodium quinoa (quinoa), 3282 nucleotides long. RefSeq names its product putative pentatricopeptide repeat-containing protein At1g69350, mitochondrial. Lineage: Eukaryota; Viridiplantae; Streptophyta; Magnoliopsida; Caryophyllales; Amaranthaceae. Gene Ontology annotation, biological process: RNA modification. Bases 454 to 2871 code for a protein of 805 amino acids. Gene Ontology annotation, molecular function: RNA binding; protein binding. The record is from RefSeq and is a predicted model, not a curated record. The transcript has a single exon.